UAUAACGGUUCACCUCAUUCAAACUGAAGCCAAUAUCAUUCAACUAUCAUUAUGAAGUUUCUCGUAGCAGUUCUCUCCUUGAUUGCCGUUGCGGCUGCCCAGGAUUUGUACACCACCAAGUUCGACAACAUCGACGUGGAUGAGAUCCUGAAGUCGGAUCGUCUGUUCAAGAGCUACUACCAGUGUCUGUUGGAUGAGGGCCGUUGUACUCCGGAAGGUAACGAGCUGAAGCGUUCCCUGCCGGAUGCCCUGGAAACUGGCUGUUCCAAGUGUAGCGAGAAGCAACGUAGUGCUGGAGUGCGUGCUGUGAAGUACCUGAGUGAGAAUCGUCCGACUGAAUUCAAGGCCCUGCGCAAUCGAUUCGAUCCUGAAAACAAAUACGUUGAACAGUAUGUCAGGGAUGCCGAGAAGGAAGGAAUUACACUUAAUAUUUAAAGAUCUAGCUUGUAAUGAGUGUUAAGUGACAAUAGCGAACGAUGUUGAGUAAAAAAUGUUGAAACAAAUAACAAAGUUUUAAAAUUUGAAUUCUGUUGCUGAUUCGGUGUCUGUUGAAAAUCGAAGCUCUACACUGCAAUACUAUGAGGAUGUACUGUAUAAUGAAGAUCUGGUCAGUUGUCGAUCGUCCGUUCCCGAAGUCGGCUCGAUAACAUCCCACGAACUCGCCUACGCAAGACAAAAGAUGAACUGGGAUAACAUUCGUUUUUUUUUUUGAAUAUUGAGAUGUUUAGAAUUAUGCAGGUUCAUCUCAUUAGGUAUUUUGUAUUUUGUAGGCCGAGUUUUGAGAGGUGAUAGCUUGGAAGUUAUCACACUCCAACUUAUUGCCUGUUUGUGGUUUGGACACAUUACCCCUUUCUUCCACUUCUCUGAUAGCUGUUCUGUUUCUCAGGGUACCUAUAACUGUGGAAAAACCAACAUUGUCGGACUCAUCUUUAUGAGUUCAGUUCCAUUCAUACUAACUUCAUUGUUCUUGACAAUAGGGCGAUGUUCAAAAGUGAAAACGCAACAUAUGGCUCUUUUUCAGUGGUAGUAAAAACGAAAUCCUGAAACAAAUAAAGCACCACGGAUGGUAAACUAAA
This is a messenger RNA of Aedes aegypti (yellow fever mosquito), 1076 nucleotides long. RefSeq names its product ejaculatory bulb-specific protein 3. The transcript is spliced from 2 exons. The record is from RefSeq and is a predicted model, not a curated record. Lineage: Eukaryota; Metazoa; Arthropoda; Insecta; Diptera; Culicidae. Bases 52 to 435 code for a protein of 127 amino acids.